Messenger RNA from Tribolium castaneum (red flour beetle), 1987 nucleotides. RefSeq names its product facilitated trehalose transporter Tret1-2 homolog. Gene Ontology annotation, cellular component: membrane. The transcript has 2 exons. NCBI's taxonomy places the organism in Eukaryota, Metazoa, Arthropoda, Insecta, Coleoptera, Tenebrionidae. The record is from RefSeq and is a predicted model, not a curated record. Gene Ontology annotation, molecular function: transmembrane transporter activity. The coding region runs from base 526 to 1959 and encodes 477 amino acids. Gene Ontology annotation, biological process: transmembrane transport.
AAACUUUUAUAAAUCUAAAACACAUAAAUUGUAAUUUAAACAGUGUCAGUCAUUAGUCUUUAUUUGUGUUAAAAAUAUCUCUAGUUAUAAAUAAGACCCAAUAAAUUAUAUAAAAUAUUGUAUGAACACUGUCUGGCCUUGAAAUAAUAUACGAUCGUCUCCCAAUUGGCAAAUAAUUUGAUUAAUUAAAGUAUAAUUGUGCCCCUUAGUCUUUUAAUUUGCAUUUUGAAAAAAUUAGGACAAUGAACACCGAUUGUUCGUAAGAGAUAAGGCACUAGAAUUAUUUAUUUUCUUAGACAAGCAUACUAAAUAGGGUAAAUCCUCUAAAUGCCAAGAUCAACCAAAUUAAAUUCUCGGCAAUAAUUUCAUCAUCCGUUUACUCCAACUUUUGAGCAAAUUCAUUGUUUAUCUAUUCAACAUUACGCGAUUAAAACAUUUCGAAGAUUCGCCAAGUUCACAGUGCGAUAAAGAAUGACGCUCGUGAACAUCACUCGGUAACAUUGCUUCAUCCCAAAAUCGAUUAAAAUGACUGGAAGUGUGACUGUAAAAAAUUUCGAAGUUCAGGAAGAUCGGGAUGAAAAAGGGGGUGACUGGUACCAAAUCCUUGCGAUUUUUUUAUCAUGCAUAUCGGCGUUCAAUGCCGGGAUGCUGUUCUCAUGGUCGUCACCUUCUAUUCCGAAGAUAUCUGAAGAUAAAGUGAAUUAUGAUAUUUCCUUAGACGAAGCGUCGUAUUUCACGGUUUUGCCUCCGAUGGGUGCCAUCUGUUCCUGCUUCGUUUUUUCAAAACUGACGGACAUGAUCGGCCGAAAACACACUUUAAUCCUGAUUGCAAUUCCGCAAAUUGUUUCUUUGGUUCUAAUAUCGGUCGCAAAGUCGGUGUAUGUUUUCUACAUCGCUCGCUUUUUAGCGGGAGUUGCGGACGCUUGUCUUUUCGCGUCUUUGCCGAUCUAUGUCGCCGAAAUCACAACGCCCAAAGUUCGGGGCACUUGGGGCAACUUUAUGACAUUUCUGAUUUACAUCGGACAAUUAACGAUAAAUAUAGUGGGUAGUUACACUUCGGUGGUGAUGACCGCGUACAUUUGUCUGAUUUUUCCCGUGUUUUUCCUUUGCACUUUCAUUUUCAUGCCGGAAACGCCCUAUUACUACUUGAUCAAAAACCGGACUGAGGACGCAAGGCUUUCGCUGCGAAAACUGCGAAGAAAACAGGACGUGGAAGAGGAACUGAAUAAACUCAAAGCUGAUGUUGCGCGACAAAUGUCCGAGUCGGCCACUUGGAGGGACGUUUUCACAAUUGUGAGUAACAGAAAAGCUGUCUAUGCUGGGGUUUUCCUCCGGGCGUCCCAACAGCUGGGAGGCAUCUCCUCGUUUGCGGUCUACACCCAGUACAUUUUCCUGAAAUCAGGUGGUGACGUGUCCGCCAGCACCUCUUCGAUUAUUUUUAUGGGUUUAUGUGCAGCGCUGAAUAUGUGUGCAGGAUUUACUCUCGAUAGAAUCGGUCGCAGAAGAUCCUAUUUCUUGUCUUUGUUGCUGUGCGGUUCCGUGUUGUUAUGUGAAGCUGUUUACUUUAUUCUUGAACAGUUUUAUGGAGAUAAAGUUGAUGUCCAAGUCGUGAAUUGGAUUCCUCUAGUUGGGAUGAUUUUGUAUGUGAUAUUUUACUCGUUUGGGCUUGGGAUUGUACCAACUCUCAUGUUGGGCGAACUUUUCUCAGCAAGUAUUAAGGGGAAAGGCUUGUUUGUGUUGAAUAUCGUUUUUGCGUUGUUGGUCAGUGGGGCGACUAAACUGUUUCAUAUUUUAGACACGUCGUUUGGUCUUUUUGCACCGUUUUUAUUUUUUUCGGUUAGUUGUUUUCUAUCGGCUAUUUUGGCGCUGUAUUUCGUACCAGAAACCAAGGGAAAAACAUUAGAGGAGAUUCAGCAGUCACUCAAAGGCCGCAAGCAACAAGACAAACAACCUUGUUAAUUAAAUAAUAAAGUUAUUUAUAUUUUUA